Messenger RNA from Mobula hypostoma (lesser devil ray), 3119 nucleotides. Its product is annotated as protein FAM124A-like. The transcript has 3 exons. NCBI's taxonomy places the organism in Eukaryota, Metazoa, Chordata, Chondrichthyes, Myliobatiformes, Myliobatidae. Bases 34 to 1590 code for a protein of 518 amino acids. The record is from RefSeq and is a predicted model, not a curated record.
GCGAGCGGAGAGCCGGCAGGGCGUGAGUGGGCGAUGGAGAGGGGGACUGGGGAACAGAAAUCGGAGGGCAAAUUGUACUUGGAAAACAUGCUGGAUCCCUGCCCGGUCACUGUGCACAUCAUCACCAACCCAGGUGGAGCAGCAGCCCUGCAGAGGGCUGUUGACAGCCUGGUGACAUGGAUUAACCCUGGCCUUCAGCUCUUCGUUGCCUCUGAGCAUGGCUCCUCGCUGCUGCCAGGGGGCGGGACUGGCACGGAGCAACCAGCGCUGGCUGUGAUUGUCUUUGUCCGUGAGGAACGUGGCGAGCAAGUCUGGCGGCUGCACAGGUGCUUCCUGAGCCCUCCGUGGAAGUACCAUCACACCGAGCACAUCAAGGACAGGACACUCCCUUGUGUGCCCAGGGACCAGGACUUCUUCACCCUGGCUGACCACCCCAUCCUCUGGGCCACCAAGCAGGUGCACUAUGAGAAAGAAGUUGUCCGCCUCACCCUUUACUGCAGCUUCAGCAACUUUGCCGACACAGUCAGGAUGUACCAGCUGAUCUUGAGGCGCAAGGUAUCGAAGCGCAGGAUGGACGCUACGUUGUUCGCCGUCUAUUCCAGCUCGGAUGUCGAGAUUCAGCUGUCACUGAAGAGACUGCCGAAGGGACAGUGCCCUGUUUCCAGGCAGUCGGCUGUGCUAGAGUUCAGAGUUCAUGACAUUGGCAGCCUGGUCCCCCUGCUGCCCAACCCCUGCUGCCCAAUCAGUGAGAGACGGUGGCAAACUGAAGACUAUGACGGGAACAAGCUCCUGUUGCAGGUGCAUGAUUUGUCUGGAAGCCCAUGGAGAAGGCAGGGAGUUCCUCAGUUCACCAGAGUAAAGAGUGACUGCUUUACUCCUUCCUGCACACUCCUCUCUCAGUGUGUGGGCUGUGGGCCUGAGAGAUACGCACAGCGUCAGCCGAUCAACUGCAGGCCCCGCCUGGCAAGGGGGCUCGGCCGCUUCCAUGGGAAGUCCCAAGAAGAUCUCUGGGGUGGUGAUCAUGGAGACAACAGGCAGACCAGUAGCGCCUCUGGGUAUCCCCGGGCAGCCCGGCGCAGCAGAUCCCUGUUCUGUCUGCCAACCUUCACUGGGUCUGUUUCUCCUUCAUCCUUCGUGACCGUGACGCUGGGUGAGCGCCAUCAGCCAACGGGCGCUGACUCCACAGUCACUGCCCUGGACGAGGACAGUGCAGUAGAGACGGGGAUGGACACAUGUCUGACCACGAUGGACAAUCGUAGCCAUGACUUAAAGGCUGCCCUUCCUCCCCUGCGGAAAACCAGCAGGAACCCAUCAUCAGACGCCUUCAGUUGCUUCUCUUUGGCCAGAAAUCCCCUUCCUCCCUUCUGCAGGAAGCCCUCCAGUUCCUCCCCUCACUUGCAAGAUUUCUCUCCCUCCAUUCUAAGCCCCCGCACUCCAUCUCCCCAGGCCCCUAUCGUGACUUCUUGGCUCUACCAUAAAGCAAAGCAAUCCUCUUCUCUGGUAGCAAACAGUGCAGCUGAGAACAAAGGGUGUCUUCAAAACCAACUGUCAGCCCUUUCCCUUGAUGCAGAGCAAGAGUUCUACAUCUGAACCAUCUUGUGGGCCCAGGACACCAUCCUGAUAUCACCAAGGUGAAUGAUAGAGCACGAGCCUCAGGCAUCAGGUUACCCUGCUCCAGUGGGAGAAAGGAUCAGUUCGAUACAAUUAUCCUAGUCACCAUUCUCCUGGGCAUCACAGUCAGGUUUGCAAGCUUCUGCAGAGGAGGUUCACCAGGUUGAUUCCAGAGAUGAGGGGGUUAAACUAUGAGGAGAGAUUGAGUCACUUGGGACAGUACUCCCUGGAAUUCAGAAGGAUGAUAGGAGAUCUUAUAGCAACAUAUAAAAUUAUGAAAGGGAUAGAGAAGAUAGAGGCAGGAAAGUUGUUUCCACUGGUAGGUGAUCCAAGAACUAGUGGAUAUAGCCUUAAGAUUCGGGGGAGUAGAUUUAGGACUGAGAUGAGGAGGAACUGCUUUUCCCAAAGAGUGGUGAAUCUGUAGAAUUCUCUGCCCAAUGAAGCAGUGGAGGCUAUGUCAGUAAGUAUAUUUAAGACAAGGUUGGAUAGAUUUUUGUAUAGUUGGGGAAUUAAGGGUUAUGGGAAAAAGGCAGGUAGGUGGAGAUGAGUCCGUGGUCAGAUCAGCCAUGAUUUUAUUGAAUGGUGGAGCAGGCUCGAUGGGCCAAAUGGCCUACUCCUGCUCCUAUUUCUUAGUUCUUAACAACAGCAUUCCGAACCAAAUUGAGCCCUUAGAUCCAAAUCCCCGGAGAAGGCACAAAGCCUUGGUAUUCAGUUCAUCAUAAUAGUGGGACAAAUCCAGUAAAAGUUCGCAGACACGAAUCACAGCAGCCGGUGGCAGUCUCAAAGCCUUAGAGUCACAUAGAGAGAAGCCCACAGACAAGCCGGCAUUUAAAUUGUCAGAACCUUGCACUAGGACCCAGUCCUGCCAUCGGCUAUUCGCACCAGGACUUGAUUUUGCCAUCGAAGGAGCUGUUCUCAACUCCUCCAAUUCGGCUUGGCGCUUAGAGCGAUGCACCUUCGUGCUCUGGUUAGUUGCACGGGUAUUGGAGCUCCUUUGUCCCGUCUUCCUCCCUCCCAAUCAUCCACUCCAAGCAGCAUGGCUCCAACUCCGAGUGCGUCGAUUUUGCAGGGCACAUCCCAUGAAUUCGCUUUGCAUUCGUUUGCUUUUUCAUUGUUUGCGGUGAUAGUUUACUGCAAUUUACUAAAAAAAAAGUUUUAUUAAUAAUGGUUAAAAUCGAAUUCCUUUGCUUUUGAACUACCAGUAAACUAUCACGUGUUUUCGGUAGUGUCACCCUAAACUGGAAGCCCCAGAUUAAGGUGGCACUACUGUCUGACUUGACCAGAUCAUUUGAGAAGAACUGUAGCAUCCCCAUGGAAUUGAAAGUCCUUAAAAGCCUGUGGCCUUCCUCUGCAACCCAUGACAGCCAUAAUCCUCAUCAAUACUGAACUAAUCCCAGUACAGACUGGACUCAGAAAAUACAGGCAAUGCUGGAAGCACCUAACAGUCCAGGCAACUUCUUUCCACAGAUGCUGUCCGACCUGCUGAGUGUUUCCAAUAUUUUCCUUCA